GAUUUUUAACAUGGCUAUUGGAGUUGUAGGAUAAUUUUGAAUUUUGUCAUGUAUUGCAGUUGGACCCUAAAUUAUGUGUGAACCUCAUUAUACUGCUUUUAAAAAUACCAUUGAAAUACAUUUUCUGAUUCUGUUUUUCAUCAACAAGAGGGAGUGAUACUAAGCUAAUGUUAUUUGAUUGCCUAAACGAACUAGAGGAAUGAUGCCAUCUCAACUCAAAGUGUUCCAUUUUUGGACAGUUCUUGUUGUCACAACUUUUACAAUGAACAUCCGUGCUCAGCAGCACGGUAAAUGUGAACCAAUAGUUAUACCUUUGUGUAAAGACAUCCCAUAUAACAAGACGAUAAUGCCUAAUGUAUUCCACCACCAGUCACAAGUCGUAGCUGGUUCAGAGAUUGAGCAGUUAUCUCCCUUUCUGGAUGCAAAAUGUAGUCCCCAUUUGAGACUUUUUUUGUGUUCGAUGUAUGUUCCAGUCUGCACGGUUUUGGAAGAACCUAUUCAGCCAUGUCGUUCAUUGUGUGAAAAAGCACAAAAUGGAUGUAAAAAUUUAAUGGAGAAAAUGGGAUUUAUUAUGCCAGCGGCCUUUAACUGUGACAAUUUUCAAACGAGUGGACUGUGUGUUCAUGACGACAAAAAUACGGAACUACUUGCAGAAAGAUCACAGGCAAUUUUCAGACGAACAACUCUUGACCCCUAUCCUGGUUUCUUUCACACCAGAACAACCAGAGCCUGGCAGCAAUCACUCACAAGUACCACAGCAAAAAACUUUAUACCAGAAGGUUGCCAACCAGAUGAGUGGCAAUGUUUAAACAGACGGCAAUGCAUUCCAAAAGCAGCAAGAUGUAAUGACAAUUUUGAUUGUGGUGAUCUCUCAGAUGAACUGAAUUGUAUUGUUCAAACAUUAUGUCCAGAAGGAUUAUUUCGCUGUGGUGAUGGUCAAUGUAUUAGUCAGUCCUUUAAAUGCAAUAAGAAUAAGGAUUGCCCAGACGGUUCUGAUGAAUCUAUUGCCCUCUGUGGGCCAGUUGAAACAGAGGUUGACCUCUUAGCAGCCCUUGGACUGCCAGACUCCAGCAAAGGAGUUACGUAUGACAUUGGACUGGAAGGUUUUCCAGCUUUUAAGUUAGACAAAUCAUCCUAUAUACGAAAAGCUGCUGAAACCUAUUUUACUGACAAAAUCGGCAAAAUAAAUGACUUUGCCAUUGGAAUUACUGUUAAAGUAUUUUCGAGCGAUGGAAUUUUAUUUGCUGUUAAAAAUAUUUAUGAAACUGUGAUAGCUUUUGGUGUUCGGAUUACUGCUACCGGCAACGGAAAACAUAAUGUAGUUUUAUAUUAUAAAGAGGAUCAUCAGUAUGGUCAGAUUUCAGUAGCUAUUGCAAAUUUUACCGUGGACAAUAUUGAUAGAAAUUCAUUUACAAAAUUAGCCAUCAAAGUUCAAGGUGAUACCGUAACGUUAUUUGAUAAUUGUGAAGAAGUUGGACGCCAACAAGUUUUAAAUCGUCAACCUUUACAGUUUAUGACAGGAUCACCUUUAUAUAUAGGUCAAGGUGGACCCAAUUUUGAGGAUACAUCAUUUGAGGGAGUUAUACAAGAACUGAAAUAUUACACAAAUCCCGCAGUAGCUGAGGAAUUAGACUGUUUGAGUUUGGACAGUGGAUCAGGAUCAGGAGAUGAAAGAACAGAUGAUUCUGAUCGUGUAAUUACUCGACCACCACCAACAGCUAAACCAGCAGAGAAAGGAGAAAAGGGAGAUGUUGGGGAACCAGGCAAAGAUGGAAAGGAUGGUAAAGAUGGAGAAAAAGGAGAAAAGGGAGAUGUGGGACCAGUUGGUCCAAUUGGUCCCCCUGGUCCUCCACCAUCACUUACACCACCACCACCAGAGAUGCUGGAAGACAUGAUGGGUGCUAAAGGUGAGAGAGGAGAAACUGGUCCAAGGGGAGAACAAGGAGAGACUGGAGUUGAUGGAUUCCCAGGUCAGAAAGGAGAACAAGGAGCUACAGGAAAUAAUGGUCCAGAAGGUCCAGCUGGAAUCCAAGGUCCAAAGGGAGAUCCAGGGGAUAGGGGAUUGCCAGGAAUUGGGCAAGUUGGACCUCAAGGUGACCCUGGUUUGCCUGCUGCAGUUGACAACGAAGAGAUUGUCAACCUCAUUUUAUCUCGCAUUCACCAGGAUCAAGGACAGAAAGGAGAAAAGGGGGAGACAGGAGAACGAGGAGAAAAUGGUAGUGAUGGAAGCGAUGGAAGAGAAGGUAUCCCUGGAAGAGAUGGUUUGCCAGGACUUGCGGGAUUUAAGGGUGAAAAAGGUGACACUGUUGUUGGACCAGAGGGACCAAGAGGUUUAGUUGGACCACAAGGUGAAAAUGGACUACCAGGAAGUAAUGGAGUAGCAGGACCUGUUGGACCAGCCGGACCUCCUGGACCUCCAGGAAUCCCAGGUUUAGGUGGACUUAAUAUUGAAGGUUCUGGAGAUGGAGAUGGAGAACCUGGACUGCCAGGCCCACCAGGUCCAGUGGGUCCCAUGGGCCCACAAGGAAUACAGGGUGUAGUAGGUCCUAUGGGUCCUGCUGGACAUAAGGGAGAUGCUGGAAUUAUUGGUACCCCAGGUAUUCCUGGACUCCCUGGAACACCUGGAAAUCCUGGAGUUUUUGCUGGAAACUUGUCGGAAAUGAUUGGAAAACCUGGAAAAGAUGGUGCUCCUGGUCUUCAAGGAGAACCUGGUUUACCUGGUGAAAAAGGACCAAGAGGUUUUGAUGGACCAGUUGGACCUUCAGGAGGCAAAGGGGAUAAGGGAGAUUCUGGAGAGCCCGGACCUAGAGGACAAGCUGGUAUCAACGGAGAACCUGGAGCCUCCGGACCUAUUGGUCCACAGGGAAUACAGGGUCUCUCUGGAAAUGAUGGGUCUCUAGGACCUCAGGGUCUACCUGGACCACCAGGUCCUCCUGGAUCAGGUUAUGAUGGACCAAGAAGAGGAGAUACUGGUCUUGUUGAUAUUGAAGGCUCUGGAGGAGAUUGUGGUUGUGAGCCUGGUCUGCCCGGUACACAGGGUCCACAAGGACCAUCAGGAAAACAAGGAGUUCAGGGUUUUGCAGGUAUACCUGGAAUACCUGGUGAGAUUGGAAGACAGGGGCCCAUCGGAGAAUCUGGAAUCAGAGGACCUGCAGGACCAAAGGGUGAUUCUGGUAAAGACGGAAUACAUGGCACUCCUGGAGAAGAAGGAGUCCCCGGAAAACCCGGACUACCAGGCAGACAGGGAGACCCUGGUCUAAAUGGACAGAACGGACCAAAGGGAGACACUGGUGAACCUGGCAAAAGUAUUCAAGGACCCACAGGAGCAACUGGUUCCCCUGGUGUACAGGGACCAGCAGGACCCCCAGGGCCACCCGGUAAAACUAUUAUUGAGACUGAUGGUGGUUCAGGAGAAAUUGAUGGUGGUCUUGGUGUUAGAGGACCAGCCGUAAAGGGAGACAAAGGAGACGAUGGAGCUACUGGACCUGCCGGACCACGAGGUAUUGAUGGUGUCCCAGGUAUUCCAGGGGAGCCUGGCAGCCCUGGUCUCCCAGGAUUACAAGGACUACGAGGAGAAGAGGGUCUGGUUGGACUCAGAGGAUCUGACGGUAAAGAUGGCAAGGAUGGUGAAGCUGGCCCUGAAGGACCGUCUGGACCACCUGGUGUCAAUGGAGAAAGAGGAGAACGUGGAUUACCUGGCCCAAUUGGUACCCUGCCUCCUGGUGUAACUGGUGGUGUAGGUGUAAAGGGAGAGAAGGGAGACACUGGAGAACCAGGACCAAUGGGACCAGAAGGCCCUCAAGGACCAGUUGGACCAAGAGGAUUUAGAGGUCCCAAAGGAGACAUCGGAAUGACUGGACUGCCUGGAUAUAGAGGACUAAGAGGAAGAAAGGGUGACCGUGGACGUCCAGGAUUUAAUGGUCUCCGUGGAUACAAGGGAGAUUCUGGUAGUGUAGGUCCAGCUGGACCACCAGGACUUGGAUUUAGUGGAAGUGGAGAAAUUUUGAAAGGAGCUAAGGGAGAUCUUGGAGAAAGGGGAUUACCUGGAAUACCCGGCUCACCUGGUAUUGGCGCUCAAGGUCCAAGAGGAGACCAAGGAGAACCUGGCAGAAAUGGUUUACCUGGAUUCCAAGGCCCACCAGGUCCGGCUGGAAAAGUUGGAACUGGAGAAGCCAUCAGAGGACCACCAGGACCUCCUGGUCCACCCGGACCCUCAGGUGUAAAUGGAGGAGGAGGAGGUGGAGGGGGUGGUGCAGUGACCUACAGGAAUUAUAAUGAGUUGAUGUCAGUGGCAAGAAACCUUCCAGUCGGAACCAUGUGUUAUCUGAUAGAUGAAGAGACGGUUUAUCUACGUGUCAACAAAGGUUUCCGUGUUAUAGAGACAAAAUUAAUAAAGCUUGGUGAAACAGUGCCAUUGCCUCCCAUAACAACUCCUGUUGCUGGUGUGAGACCCUUGCCAACAGAAGAAGCAUCUAAUAUCAUAGUUCUGCCAGAAGGUGAAAUGCAGAGUGACCAGCCAAGAUUAUAUAUUUUCGCCCUGAACGCUCCUUUAUCUGGAAGGAUGGGAGGUAUACGGGGUGCAGAUGCCAAAUGUUACAAACAGGCCAAGAAUGCAGGAAAGAAAGGAACCUAUCGUGCUUUCUUAUCAACAAAAACACAAGACUUGACGUCUAUUGUAUACUACGAUAUUGACAAGUCUGUACCGAUCGUCAAUAUGAAGGAUCAAAUAUUAUUUAACUCCUGGAAACAACUUUUGAAUGGACAUGGUGGAUAUUUCAACACACAGAGACAUAUUUACUCCUUUGAUGGAGAAGAUAUUAUGACAAGUCCUAGAUGGCCACAGAAAAUAGUAUGGCAUGGAUCCACUUCUAAUGGCGACAAAGUAGAUGACAUGACCUGUAACCACUGGCACACAAGUAGUCCAAGGUCAAUGGGAUAUGCCAGUUCAUUGUUGGAUGGCAAACUGGUCGAUAUGAAGGAAUACAGCUGUUCAAAUAGAUUUAUUGUUUUAUGUGUAGAAAAUACUAGCCGACCAAUGAAGUAAAUGUUGCCAUAGAGACAAGAAUAGUUUGAAAGUUGUGACCUUUGGAGAGGUUAUUAAAUAGGACAUCUGUGAUAUUGGUGCCAGUUAAGAGUUUUUGUUUUGUAUUUUUUAAUUAAAUCCAAUGUAAAGAAAAAGGUGAUCCCUCUGAAUAAUUAUAAGGGACCAUUUUAGACAGAUUGUUUUUUAUAACCUGAACUAUUGAAUUGGCAAUUAUUCCUGUUAUGGAACUUUUUAUUGAAGAACUUUUUAUUUAUUUAUUUUUUUAUCUAAAUAUUUCAAAUUUUUACAAUUUUUCUAAAGUAUAUAAAGCUUUCCAAUAUAAAUAGAUGGUAAAAUCUAAGAUUUAUUUUUAAAAUAUGAUAAUACACUAUAAAUGUGUAAAAAGAUUAAUUAUAUUCAUUAUCUGGAGUUGUUAAAGAUUAUGUACUGUUUGGAUAUUUUUAGAGAAAAUGUUACAUUUAUUAUAAAAUUUGAUUCAUUUUUUUGCAUCUCUUUGUGAAAUUUAAUAAAUUUAAUUGAUUGAAUCAUGUUUUAUUUUUUACCACCAAUUUAAAAGAUAUAUUAACAGUGUUGCUUUAAUUAAUAUAUAGUGCUAAUUCAAUGUAUAAAGUUCAACCUUCACAUCAAAUGUGAAUUUUCAUCAUGCGUAUGAGUUUGUUAGGGCUCAUUGAAAAAAAGUGGUUUAAAGAAAGAUACAGUGCAUCCAGAUUUUUCAACACAAAGAGAGUUUUUGUUUGAAGCCAUUCAAAAUUAAAAAAGAAAAAGUGAGAUAUUUAUUUGAUAUGAAGAUAUUUCCUUCAUCCGAACGUAAAAUUCAUUUGAUUUAAUUUUGACACACAAGAUAUAAAGAAUUUGAUUAUUUCCAUGGGUGCAAGCAAUUUUUUGGGGGAUGUAAGGAGCCCUUCAACAAACUCAUAGCCAAUCAUUAUUUAGCUUUUUGAAUUACCACAUAACAGUAUUCUUUUGUUUUAUUAUAGUCAUAAAUGAUUUGAAAAAUCAACUGUAGAUUUUUGUUUUAAACAGGUCUGGACUCAUCCAAACGAAGCAUUGAAAAUGUAUUCUCUAAUCAGUAAAUGUGCAGAUUUAUCAUUCUGUGUAUAAGCCUCCUGUAAGUAGGAGUACAUCCAUAUAGAGUCAGCCAAUUAAAAGUAAAAUAUCUCUGUACUUCUAAAUCUUCCAAAUCUUAAGACUUUCCCACUGUUAUAUUUUAAUUAAUCCUGUUUCUGCUAUAUUUGAAAUACUACCAGACCUGUUUAAUAAUGUGUAUGUGUCUGCAAGAAAUGCUUGGUGUUUAUUCAUGUAUGCAAAUGUGCCUUAAUGUUUAUUCAUAUAUGCAAAUUACUUGAGUAAAAAAAAAAUGAUAUUUUUAUUACUAUUAUUAUGUAGAUUUAUAUAUAUUAGUAUACACAAGUAUAAAAUGUACAAUAUUUUCAUGAAUACUUUUACAAAUAUGCAAAUGAUCAAAUUUUUCCUCAUUGAUGUAAUAAAUUGCCUUUAAACAAGGGAUUGGGUUAUGGUUUAGAUGCUUGACACUUAAGA
Mytilus trossulus (common blue mussel) is the source of this 6583-nucleotide messenger RNA. Its product is annotated as collagen alpha-1(I) chain-like. The record is from RefSeq and is a predicted model, not a curated record. The transcript has 32 exons. Lineage: Eukaryota; Metazoa; Mollusca; Bivalvia; Mytilida; Mytilidae. Gene Ontology annotation, molecular function: extracellular matrix structural constituent conferring tensile strength; protein binding. Bases 200 to 5044 code for a protein of 1614 amino acids. Gene Ontology annotation, biological process: extracellular matrix organization.